CCUGUUUCUGGCACAAUCUCACUCUGCAUUGUGCGUGCGUCCCACUUGACGCCGUCCGAGGGUUAUCAUCAGUGAUCAAUAUGCACGAAGACGGGCGGGCGCAGUCGCGGCAUAAUGCCGGACACUCGCUGCCACCUUGCUUUCCCAAGCCCGUUUUGCACACGCCCUACUACUGCGAGGAGAAUGCAUACCAUCUCGCAAGCUCUCUGCUUUGCGGCUUGGAGGCGAAGCAAACUCCUGGCGCAUCACUUUCGUCCCCACAAACAUGGCCGUGGCGAUCUCCAGCAAUCCAGGUCUACGACCUGCAGAGUAGCAGCCUAUGGACUCAGGGACAAGCGGAGCCGUUGUCUCACUGGGAAGUGUUCGUGGUAAUCGUGACGAACGAAGCCAAGUCAGUGGCAAUGUGGUAUCAGACGGCGAGCAGGGUGAGCGUCGAGGAGGGAUGGUGGGUACGGCAAGUGCAAGAAGAUUCGAAGCAAAGUAAAGCGUGGGUCUUCGACCCCGACUCCUGGCUUUGCCAUAGCAGCAAGAUAGCUGCUUUAUCAACGGGUACAGAGAGCCAAUCACAACCGAUAGGGCUUGAAGACUACCUCUCGCUGUCAUUUCAGCUCCCAUCUGUUCCCGAACCAGCUUCCUCGCCUUCCUCCUCGUGCCGAAAAGGAACCUCGGACCACCAGCACCUGCAACCUGUCUUUAAGCUUGUGCCAGCACGUCAUUUCCUCGACAACUUUGCGAGCGACCGGAGUCACAUGCUGCGAUCGCGGCCCCAAGCACCCCCCGUGCGGACGCUGGGCCCUGCAGAGACCCGUGUGAGCAAUGUCGGCGACGAGGCAGAGGCUCCAGGCGGUCAGGAGGGGAUGGCAGACAGCAUAAAGAGCGAAGAGGUGGUUGAAGAUAUGCUGGCUCGGAGCGCUUCGUCAGAAGGAGAUUACCUCGCCCCAGUACCUCCUUGGCCGCCGAUCGCUGGACCAGCUGCUCUCGCACGGGCUGAAACGAACAAUCUCUUCGACAUAUGGCUCCGACUUGAGCCGAAUACCGAAGGAGAGAAGGUCGCGGAAGGCCGAGAUGGCGAAGUUGUGAUGAACAGAGGAAAUAGGGAGGAAGGGAAGGCGGCACGUGUAAUCAGAAGUAAGGUUGAACUCCUGCAAGUCAUCUUCAAGGAAUCUAAAACGUUAACGUGA
This is a messenger RNA of Tilletiaria anomala UBC 951, 1181 nucleotides long. RefSeq lists its product as uncharacterized. Bases 81 to 1181 code for a protein of 366 amino acids. Gene Ontology annotation, molecular function: protein-N-terminal asparagine amidohydrolase activity; protein-N-terminal glutamine amidohydrolase activity. The transcript has 3 exons. Lineage: Eukaryota; Fungi; Basidiomycota; Exobasidiomycetes; Georgefischeriales; Tilletiariaceae. Gene Ontology annotation, cellular component: cytosol; nucleus. The record is from RefSeq and is a predicted model, not a curated record.